AGCCUACAGUAAUGGGAGCAGCCUAGGGAGCCGCGAUGUAACUUCGUGACCUGCCCGAACUACAACUCAGUGUCUGCGGCUCCUCCUGGGCCAGGAGUCCUACUCCGCUGUCACCAUGAUCUCCACCCAGCUCAGUGGCGAUAUCCUGAAGCCGCAGUUCAUGGAGCAGCUGCACUACCUAAGAGAAAGAAGCAAAUGUCAUGAAGAGAAAGAUAGAUGUGACCACCUCGCUGCCUGUCUUCUGCUCUCCUCUAAGCUCAUCCAUAAUACACUUUCCCAACCUGCAGAUAAACCCAAAGGAAGGCCCAAGACUGCUAUGGCUGCAUUAGGGGGAAACACAUGGGAUCCAUACGAAACAACUAUGAAUCGUGAAUACACACAUAAAAUCUCAUCAACACAGGCAUUGCGUCCUCAGACAUCUAAAGGCUACAGGAACCCUUACAACUUGAGCGACCCGGCGGGGAUGAGUAUGUACAGCGAUGAGUUUGGCUGGAAGCCAUAUUCCAAACCAGAACUGAUAAGGGCAGCAACAUCCUCAGGAAUGAGAAGUAAUAAUCCCCAGGCGAAUGAGGCUUUCAAAGUUUGGAAGCUGUCUCGCGAGGAACAAAAGGCUGCUUUUGACACUUGCACACCUUUGAUAAGAGCACCAACAGUUGAAGAUUUCCAGAGAGCAAUGAAGGCCCAGUUCUCUUCCACUUACAGAGGAGACUUUUUAGGAAUACCACAAGGCUUUCAAGUUAAAUACGCUUUGACCCCUACCUUGAACUGGAAAAAGCAAAUUCCUCGCCCUCCUGAUACGGAGUCACGAUUUCAUUAUCAGAUUCAGCCACAGGCUCCUGAACUACAGAACUUCACGUACAAAUAUGGAUGUUAUGCAAACAGGCAUCUUCCUGCCAAAGGAGUAGUCCCUACAGUGCUAAAGUCUCAUAUCCAGAACCAAGAACACAGAAAGCAGCUGACUACGUAUCAGAGGCAUUUUGGAAAAGAAUAUAUUGACUUUUCAUCACUUGUAGGAUCAAUGAGCCCAGAGGAGCUAAAUACAUUUCUGUAUAGUGUGUCCCCUGAAGAAAAGGCAGCGGUCGAACGGAUUCUGAUUUCAAUUACAGGCCGCGGCUACCAGAAUUUAGAGCGAAAGCCGCCACAAAUGAAGGUUCAUGGACACCGGGCGAAGCCUAAAAAGUGAAUUUGAUCUUCAGUUCCUGGCAAUUGCGUGAUUGUGUGUGUGAAACAAUGGUAGUUUUUACCAUUUUCAGUUCUUCUACCUCACGUGAUACUGCCCCUAAUUAAAUUAGGUUCCUGCAACUGGGUCUGUAUUAAAUCAACAAAUCUAAUUUCAGUUUUCUCUAAUAAAAUGUAAUAAUAUAA
Xenopus laevis (African clawed frog) is the source of this 1365-nucleotide messenger RNA. It is a transcript of the gene tex26.L, whose product is annotated as testis expressed 26 L homeolog. NCBI's taxonomy places the organism in Eukaryota, Metazoa, Chordata, Amphibia, Anura, Pipidae. The record is from RefSeq and is marked predicted. Gene Ontology annotation, cellular component: cytoplasm.